This is a messenger RNA of Trematomus bernacchii (emerald rockcod), 2108 nucleotides long. Its product is annotated as myelin protein zero-like protein 3. The record is from RefSeq and is a predicted model, not a curated record. Gene Ontology annotation, cellular component: membrane. Lineage: Eukaryota; Metazoa; Chordata; Actinopteri; Perciformes; Nototheniidae. Bases 141 to 926 code for a protein of 261 amino acids. The transcript is spliced from 6 exons.
GUUUCACUCCCGAUGAUUCACUUCCUGAUACACCUGUUUGUCAGGUAGGCUACGUGAGCUCGUAGUGUGCAGCCGCAACGGAGACACUGAGUCAUGACAAGAUAGAUAAUGGACGGAACUUGGACUUUUUUUUCAUCGUCAUGCAAGUAAACCCGUUUUCACAUAUUAAAAUGCGUCGACCUCGCCAAGGGAAUACCGCUCUGAACGUUAUUUUGUUGCUGUAUUUGGGCGUUUUUUACGCCCCUUCUCUAGUCUCCUCCAUCUCAGUGAGUACACCAGCAGAGCUCUAUGCAUCUAAAGGGGAUACCGUCGCGUUGUCCUGCACUUUCACCUCCACCAGUAGGCCCACCAGUAAGAUGACUGUGGACUGGUCUUAUAGGCCCCAGAGUGGAGGGCCGCCACUGACAUUUUUCCACUUCUCCUCACGGGCGUUUCUUCCGCCUGAUGGUCAGUUUGCCGGUCGCAUCCGGUGGGAGGGAACCCCAGCGCGUGGGGAAGCCUCCAUCUCUCUGACCAACGCUACGUUAAAUGAUAAUGGGACCUACACGUGCUCCGUUAGAAACCCUCCUGAUGUCCACGGGUCUCCUACUUCAUACACUGUACUCACUGUAACACCAAAAGUGGCCAGCAUUCGCUUCUCUGAUGUUGCGGUCCUCCUCGCUUUUGUCCUCCUCCCCUCCACCAUCGUCACCCUCAUUCUGAUUGCUCGGAUUCUAUGUCCCAAGAAAAAGCGCAACCAAUCGAAGGCCAACAGAUCGCCCAUAGAGGUCACAGAGGGAGAGGAGUAUGGCGUCCACCCGCCACCCAAAGAAAAGAAGGCCUCAUGCUGUGACCUAUAUAUGAUGGACUCUGAGGAUGAAGAAGGCUAUUACGAGCUAAAAAAGAGGCCUCCUACGGAUGAAGGCUAUGCUGAGUCUCAGUGCUAGAGAACCCUGCAGGCUGCGAGAUGUUACUGUAACAUCUAAACCUUCUGGUGCCUUGCAUAUGGGAAACACUGAAGAGAAAUAAAUGCUGGAUUUCCUUUGCCACAGUUAGUCGUUUGGUGACUUUUUGUGGUGACACCUUUGGAAUAAUACUUGUAUUUUUGUCUUAAUGAUGCAUCUCCAGCAUCACAUUAAGACUAGACAUGAUGCCAUUAAUUUCAUUGACCUGUUGCCUACAAGUUUCUACAUUUUCAAGGCCAUGCAAGAGGUCUUACUUUCUAAUUUUAGGGCUUGUAGUCUUGAUGACACAUUAUUUGUUUCUUAUGGUAUUCGCUAUACCAACCGACCCUGUCUAUGCAAACACAAACACACAGGGGAGCACUAUAUGUAUUUGUAUAUCUUAAUAUGAGUCACUUUCUUAUUGUGAAGGAGCUAGAUGCAUUUAUUUUGUAAUGUAUUGUCUGUCAGAGCAGCUGUAUGACGUCUGUCAAUGUCUUUGUUGAGCUAUAGUGGAACAUUUCUGUUAUAUCUUAAAUAUUUGGAUAGAAAAUAAAUGGUUUGAUUUGUGUAAACUGCGACCACCUAAUCAUAUUUAUGCAGUAUAUUGUAUAUACAGUAUAUUUCCUAUAUUAUCAGUGUCUGUACAUUACUGUCCAACAUUCUUAUUUCAACACCAGCAGUUAAUGUUUGUCACUGUACUGCUCAGUUUAUUUUACGGGACGUCUGAGUUUGGAUGUGGUCAUUAUGAUGUAACUGUCUUUGUUUUAGAUGCACCGCUUUGCUUUGUCAAUUAAUUUUUUUGCAACAAUAUUCGCCUAAAUAAAUAUUUUAGGAACUGGCUUUGUGAGGGGAUGAACAUGGCUUAAAUAAGAAAAUGUAGGUUUUCUUCUAGCAAAUUCAUAAUAAUCUGUUUAUUAGAGUAUAUCUAUCGCCGUUUGCUAACAUACUUUGUUAGUAAAGCUUAGAGCAUAAGGCCAUCGUGUUUUCCUCUUCUCUCUUUGUUUUGUCUGUUGCAGUAUUCAUGAAUGUUUCUUGAAUAUUCCUUCAAAAACUCUAAGGACAGGAUUGAGUGUCAGACCUUCACUCACAAAUAGUGGCAGCAUCUGUUUCAUCCACAAAGUCGUGGGACUCGAGGGUUAUAAAAAUACCUAAUAAAAACAAGCCAAUGAAAAAUACAGAAAACGA